AUGAUCGUCCAAAUCUACGUCAAUGACAUCAUCUUCGGUUCCAUGAAUCCCAACUUAACUGCUAAAUUCAGGAAGUUGAUGUACACUAAGUUUGAGAUGACCUCAAUGGGUCCAGUUAACUUUAUCUUUGGCUUGAAUAUCAGACAAGGACCCAAAGGCAUAUUUAUUAAUCAGGAGGCCUACACGAAGACCUUACUGGCUAAGUUGAGCAUGAUGAGUGAUUCCAAAGUAAAGGCUCCUAUGACAUUUGGAACAAAGUUAACACAAUCCUUGGAGAAACCCACUGGUGAUAUGACCCUCUAUCGGCAAAUAAUGGGGUCUCUUAUGUAUUUAACAGCUAGUAGACCAGAUAUUAUGUUUUUGGUUUGUUAUGGUGCCACGAUCCUAGCUAAUCCACACGAACCUCAUAUGGUAGCUGUGAAAAACAUUUUCAAAUACUUGAAGCGAACCUCGUCUCUUGGUCUUUGGUACCCUGCGAAAUCAGGCUUCUUUGUUCAAGCAUUCUCAGAUGCUGAUCCUGGAGGGUGUGGUUUGGACCGAAAGAGCACCACUGGCGGUUGUUAA
Messenger RNA from Lactuca sativa (garden lettuce), 564 nucleotides. The record is from RefSeq and is a predicted model, not a curated record. Lineage: Eukaryota; Viridiplantae; Streptophyta; Magnoliopsida; Asterales; Asteraceae.